AUGUCCGCGCCACCGUCCCGUCCAACCCCGUCGUGCCACUUCAGCUCCCCGCGCCUCCUCUCUCCUCCCACCGCCGCCGGCCCGCCGAAGCCCGCAGCGGGCCCGUGCGGCCCGUCCGCCCGCCGCUGCGAGCCCGUCCGCACCUCGCGCCCGACCCGCGCGCCUCCGCGCCUGACCCCGCCGCUGGUCGCCCCAAUCUCCAUCGCCGCCGCCCUGGAAGGCGCUACCCCGCCGCCCGCGCCUCCCGCGCAGCCGCCUCGCCGUCCCAGCGACGUCCCAGCCGCCCGCUGCUCUCCGUCGCUGUUGACCGCUGCAGUUCGCCGCCUCCGCCGCCAUGCGCCGCCACCGAAGGAGCUCGCCCCACCGCCGACCUUCUCCAGCGCCUCCGGCGAACCCCGAGCCACGCGCCCCGGCCUCCUCCUCGCCGGAUCUGAGGAGCUCUGUAAUGACUAG
Molecule: messenger RNA, 453 nt
Organism: Aegilops tauschii subsp. strangulata
Lineage: Eukaryota; Viridiplantae; Streptophyta; Magnoliopsida; Poales; Poaceae
Source: RefSeq, a predicted model, not a curated record